CUUGAUGAAUCGUUCCCUUCUCAGCAGCCGGGGCUGGCGAAAGGCCGGUGCCCCGCUGCGGGGUGAAAGGUGACAAUGGCGGCGGCCUUGGUGGAUGAAGAGAUUAAUAAUGAUGACUUUUACGCGCUUUUGAACGUCAGGAGGGAGGCCACACAAGAUGAGCUGAAGGCUGCUUAUCGCCGGUUGUGUAUGCUAUAUCACCCAGACAAGCACCGAGAUCCUGAUCUGAAACAACAAGCAGAGACUCUGUUCAACCUUGUACACCAGGCAUAUGAAGUACUUAGUGAUCCCCAGAGCAGAGCCAUCUAUGACAUCUAUGGUAAAAAAGGCCUGGAAAUGGAAGGAUGGGAGGUAGUGGAAAGAAAGAAAGCAGCAGCUGAAAUACGUGAAGAAUUUGAGAGGCUACAACGAGAAAGGGAAGAAAGGCGAUUGCAACAAAGAACAAAUCCCAAGGGCACGAUAAGUGUUGGAGUAGAUGCCACAGAUCUGUUUGACCGCUAUGAUGAGGAGUUUGAAGAGCCAGGCAGUCGGUUUCCUCAGAUUGAAAUUAAUAAAAUGCACAUAUCACAAUCUAUUGAAGCUCCAUUGACCACGACAGAUACAGCUGUUCUAGCAGGGAGUCUAUCAACGCAGAAUGGCAAUGGCGGUGGUUCAAUCAACAUUGCAUUGAGGCGGGUAACAUCUGCAAAAGGAUGGGGCGAGUUGGAAUUCGGAGCAGGAGAUAUUCAAGGGCCUUUGUUUGGGAUAAAAAUAUUUAGAAACAUCACUUCACAAAGUUUUAUCACCACUCAUUGUGGCCUACAGUUUUCAUCUCGUGGAAUCCGUCCUGGCUUGACCACAGUCCUAGCACGAAACCUGGACAAGAACACAAUGGGCUACCUGCAGUGGCGUUGGGGUAGUCAGUCUGCCAUGAAUACAAGUCUAGUAAGGGAUACUAAAACCAGCCACCUUACAUUAGCAUUGCAGCUAGGAAUUCCUCAUUCAUUUAUGCUAAUCAGCUACCAAUACAAGUUCCAGGAUGAUGAUCAAACCAGAAUAAAGGGGACAAUCAAGACUGGAUUCUUCGGCACUUUGGUUGAAUAUGGUGCUGAGAGAAAGAUCUCCAGACAUAGCAUCCUAGGAGCAACUGUCAGUAUUGGAGUGCCUCAGGGAGUGUCCCUCAAAAUUAAGUUAAAUCGAGCCAGCCAGACUUACUUCUUCCCAAUUCAUCUAACAGACCAACUCUUGCCCAGUGCCAUCUUCUAUGCUACAGUUGGACCCCUGGUGUUCUAUUUUGCCAUGCACCGGCUUAUCAUCAAACCCUAUCUCCGCAUGCAGAAAGAAAAAGAAUUACAGAAACAAAGAGAAAAUUCAUCGAGUACCAUAGCAUUGAAGAAGCAAGAGGCUGAGGCAGCGGUCCGGUUGAUGCAGGAGUCUGUGAGGAGGAUAAUAGAAAUAGAAGAGUCCAAACUAGGCUUAAUUAUUACCAAUGCCUGGUACGGAAAGUUUGUGACUGACAGCAGUGGGAGGAAUGAGAGGGCCAAAGUGAUUGAUGUGACUGUUCCUCUUCAGUGUCUGGUGAAGGAGUCAAAACUCAUUCUUACUGAAGCCUGUAAGACUGGCGUACCAGGAUUCUAUGACCCAUGUGUCGGAGAGGAAAAGAGUCUAAAAGUGAUCUAUUUGUUCCGAGGGGUUCUGCACCAGGUCAUGACAGCAGACAAUGAAUCCCUAAGAAUACCAAAGCAAUCACACAGGAUUGACACAGAUGGCUGAGGAGAAAGUGAUGUGCAGGCAGUGAUGAGAAGUUGGACCCGAACAGAGACCAGCUGCUAAAAUCUUCAGAGUCCCGUAAAUUAAAGAGAGUGCACAUAUAAUUAUUUUUAUGUAUGUAGAGUUUUUUUGGUUCUUUUCAAUGUAUAAAAGAUUUAAAAACUCCUUUUACAGAUCACUAAAUAGCAACAUCCAGUUGUGAUUAUCUCCAUGUCAUCUGUGACAGAAUGCUGUAACAAUUUGAAGUAUGGGAUUCGGACCUUUUGUCAGCGAUUCCUGUACCGUGGAAGAAGAUUCCAUUUUAAUAAGUCUAUUUGAUGUAUAAAAAAAAAAUUAAAAUUAAAACCAGACACUUAACAUAAUAAAUCUUGCUCUUGAAUAGAAA
Rhincodon typus (whale shark) is the source of this 2134-nucleotide messenger RNA. It is a transcript of the gene dnajc11a, whose product is annotated as DnaJ (Hsp40) homolog, subfamily C, member 11a. Lineage: Eukaryota; Metazoa; Chordata; Chondrichthyes; Orectolobiformes; Rhincodontidae. The coding region runs from base 76 to 1752 and encodes 558 amino acids. The transcript is spliced from 16 exons. The record is from RefSeq and is a predicted model, not a curated record. Gene Ontology annotation, biological process: cristae formation.